Messenger RNA from Guillardia theta CCMP2712, 914 nucleotides. It is a transcript of the gene ChlM, whose product is annotated as Mg-protoporphyrin O-methyltransferase. The record is from RefSeq and is a predicted model, not a curated record. Gene Ontology annotation, molecular function: magnesium protoporphyrin IX methyltransferase activity. Gene Ontology annotation, biological process: chlorophyll biosynthetic process. NCBI's taxonomy places the organism in Eukaryota, Cryptophyceae, Pyrenomonadales, Geminigeraceae. The transcript is spliced from 10 exons. Bases 13 to 828 code for a protein of 271 amino acids.
AGGUUAAAAGAAAUGGCGGCCAUGAAAGCGGCAAUGGUCGUCAUUAUGGCGACACAGGCUCACGCAUUUUUUCAAGCUCCCUCGCUGCCCUUGCGUAGAGCCAGUAGUGUGCUCGCACCACGUGCUAGACCAUUCAGAAUGGCAGUUGUUGAUGACAAGAAGGAAGUGAAAGAGUACUUCAACAAUGAAGGAUUUAAUCGCUGGAGCAAGAUUUACAGUGAAAGUGACGAUGUCAAUGCGGUUCAGAAGUUUAUUCGUUCUGGACAUCAGCAGACUAUCGACAAGGUUUUGGCCUGGAUUCAGGAAGAUGGAAGCGCUGCAAAUGGACAGACUUUCUGCGAUGCCGGAUGCGGAGUUGGUUCGUUGGCUAUUCCACUCGCUCAGAUGGGAGCAAAGGUUCGAGCCAGUGACAUCAGUGAAGCCAUGGCAAACGAGGGUGCCGCACGCGCCGCCAACAUGGAUCUUAAAGGAUCUGUGACUUUUGAAACUGCAGAUUUGGAGAGUUUAAAUGGUUCUUAUGACACUGUGACCUGCAUUGAUGUCCUGAUUCAUUAUCCCACUGAGAAGAUGGACUCGAUGGUUGGACACCUUUGUGACAUUGCAUCAAAGAGAUUCAUCAUCUCCUUUGCUCCAUUUACUCCAUUCUAUGCUGCUUUGAAAUUCGUUGGCUCUUUAGCCCCAGGCCCAUCCAAGGCAACACGUGCCUACCUGCAUGUCGAAAGUGACGUGGUGGCUGCUUUGGAGAAGAGAGGAUUCAAGGUGAAGCGAUCGGAGAUGACUGCUACCAAUUUCUAUUUCUCAAGACUUUUGGAAGCUGUCAAGGAGUAGAAAGGAAUAUCAAAGCAGAAAGAUUGCUGGCGCUGUUGCUUUUUUUCAAUUGCCUAAUUUGUUAUUGAAUUUACUUGAUCUAUCUG